Molecule: messenger RNA, 7134 nt
Organism: Panthera uncia (snow leopard)
Lineage: Eukaryota; Metazoa; Chordata; Mammalia; Carnivora; Felidae
Gene: ZMYND8
Product: zinc finger MYND-type containing 8
Exons: 20
Coding region: 2284-5634 (1116 amino acids)
Biological process (GO): regulation of DNA-templated transcription
Molecular function (GO): protein binding
Source: RefSeq, a predicted model, not a curated record
GUGUCUCCCUCUGUCUCUGCCCCUCCCCCGCUUGCAUUCUCUCAAGGAUAAAUAAACGUUAAAGAAAAAAAAUCUACCCACAGAUGAAACAAAAACAUCCCAAAUACCCAAAGCUUUGCCUAAUUGCUUUCAAUUUUGGCCUGUCCCAGGUGCCAUUUUGUUUGGGAUGCAUUUCCUUGUGGCCCCCAAAACACCUUUUCUAAACGCACAUUUUCUGACAGUUGAGCAGGGUUAUUUGGGUUUAUCAGGUCCACAUUCAACAACCCCCAAAACUCCUUCCUGCGGUCCCUCCAAGCCUGUGGUGAUUGGUCCCAAUGGUGUCUAUCUGGUGACCUUUUUAAAAUCCUGAAUCGGGCCGUCGUCAUUUGCUCAUUACUGGCUUUGGUUUGCACCUGCUGCUUUUUAUGUGAAACUAAAUCUCCUGAAUACCUCAGUUUACGUUUUAUUUUGAUAGUCUACACUCAUGAUACAUAAAGUACACAAGGGUGCACCGUGAAAAAUAAUCCCUCCCCCAUGCCCUGAAUGUUUUCUUCCCCCAAGGCAACCACUAGUUCCAGUUUCGAGCUCUGUAAUACUUUUGUGUUCAUCCAGAAUGUUCUAGGCUUGUGUGAACUUAGAUAUAUGACAUCUUUUUUGGGGUGUGUUGUCUAUUAACGGUGCUUAGAAAUGUGUUGCUUUUUUUUUAACUUAAUGCAGAAGCUUGGAGAUGGUCAUGCAUCCGUUUGUGUAGAAGUGUCUUUAAAAAAAAUUUUUUUUUUGACAUUUUUAUUUAUUUCUGAGACAGACCUGGAGCGUGAGCGGGGGAGGGGAAGAGAGCGACAGGGAGACACAGAAUUGGAAGCAGGCUCCAGGCUCUGAGCUGUCAGCAGAGAGCCUGAGGUGGGGCUCAAAGCCGCCAACUGUGAUGAGAUCAUGACCUGAGCCAAAGUUGGACGCUCAACCGACUAAGCCACCCAGGCGCCCCAAGGUGCCUUCUUAUUCUUAAGGGCUGCAGAAUAUUCCACUGUAUGAGAGGUGCCUGGCUGGCUCAAGAGCAUGUAUAUGACUCCUGAUCUCAGGGUUGUAAGUUCAAGCCCCAUGUUGGAUAUAGAGGUUACUUAAAAAAAAAUAAAUAAAUAAAAAAGGAUAUCCCACCAUAUGGCCGUGGUAUGGUAUUAGACUAGUCCUUAAUUUGUGGACGUGUAAGUCAUUUCCAGGCUUGGGUACAACACCCGGUGCCUCUCAGUUGAAUUUUCUUGCGGGUACUCUGCUUCCUAUGACUGUAUCUGUGGAAUGUGUUUCUAGGAGGACAUUGUUGAGCCAAAGACUAGGUGGGGAAGGUGAGAGACUCUUUACUGUGAGGGUGGAGUGGGGUGGGGAUCUCUGUGGGCCUGAGAGAGAGGAGGUUCCCUCUGGGGGAAUGCCAGUCCCAGGCAGCACCUUUUCAGUGAGUUUUCCCCGCUAACUAGCUAUGCUGUGCCUCUGGGCCAACCCUUUGGCUCUCUCUGGGCUUCCAUUUUGAUGUCUGUGGGAUGGUCCUCCAAGCUCUGGGGUCUGUUCUCCCUCAAGGUGCCUGUGGUUAACAUUUAAUUUCCUCGCGGGGCUGUGUCUCAGCGCAGCACCCAAAUGCUGAAUGCUUAUUCAGGAUUUUUCUGAAGUUGCCCGGUGAGAAUGGAGAGUUCCAUCCUGUGGACUGGAUUUCGCAAAAGCAGUUCACGGUCUCCUUUAACGAGCCUAUUGGAAGAUGCUCUGCCUUUCAUUCAGAGGACCCCGCUCCCCCCGCCCCGCCCCCGGAGGCCUCGCUCGUAUCCAUCCUGGACCAUGUUCAUCUGCCCCAGUGGCCCCUGUCCACACUCGGAGGUCGGCGACGCGUGGCGCGGCCCGCGUGCUGGGGCUCGCCCGCAAGUUAGAUCUGGAGGAGGAGCGUCGUCAGGUUACCUUUGGGGGUAGUCGUCGUUCUGGAUUCCACACCCCACCCCGCCACCUCUGCUCUCACGCACCGUCUCUCCUCGUGCCUGUAACAUCUUUCUCAGAACGUAAGGCGCGUCACGCUGCGCCAUUGUUGCGUCCCUACGCUCAUGAGACAGCCGUCGGGCAUGGAAUGAAUGGAUCCAAGGCCUUGCAGAUCCUGGCUCCACAGAGAGAACAGCCCAGAAAAGAAAGUUCCCCAGCCCUCCGCAUUCUUCCAAUGGCCACUCGCCACAGGACACAUCAACAAGCCCCAUUAAAAAGAAAAAGAAACCCGGCUUACUGAACAAUAACAAUAAGGAGCAGUCAGAACUAAGACAUGGUCCGUUUUACUAUAUGAAGCAGCCACUCACCACAGACCCUGUUGAUGUUGUACCGCAGGAUGGACGGAAUGAUUUCUACUGCUGGGUUUGUCACCGGGAAGGCCAAGUCCUUUGCUGUGAGCUCUGUCCCCGGGUUUAUCACGCUAAGUGUCUGAGACUGACAUCGGAACCAGAGGGGGACUGGUUUUGUCCUGAAUGUGAGAAGAUUACAGUAGCAGAAUGCAUCGAGACUCAGAGUAAAGCCAUGACAAUGCUCACCAUUGAACAGCUCUCCUACCUGCUCAAAUUUGCCAUUCAGAAAAUGAAACAGCCAGGGACGGAUGCAUUCCAGAAGCCUGUUCCAUUGGAACAGCAUCCCGACUACGCAGAAUACAUCUUCCAUCCUAUGGAUCUUUGUACAUUGGAAAAGAAUGCUAAAAAGAAAAUGUAUGGCUGUACAGAAGCUUUCCUGGCCGACGCAAAGUGGAUUUUGCACAACUGCAUCAUUUAUAAUGGAGGAAAUCACAAAUUGACCCAGAUAGCGAAAGUAGUCAUCAAAAUCUGUGAGCAUGAGAUGAAUGAAAUUGAAGUAUGUCCAGAGUGUUACCUAGCUGCUUGCCAGAAACGAGAUAACUGGUUCUGUGAGCCUUGUAGCAAUCCACAUCCUUUGGUCUGGGCGAAACUGAAGGGGUUUCCGUUCUGGCCUGCAAAAGCUCUGAGGGAUAAAGAUGGACAGGUUGAUGCUCGUUUCUUUGGACAACAUGACAGGGCCUGGGUUCCAAUAAAUAAUUGCUACCUCAUGUCCAAAGAAAUUCCUUUUUCUGUGAAAAAGACGAAAAGCAUCUUCAACAGUGCAAUGCAAGAGAUGGAGGUGUAUGUGGAGAACAUCCGCAGGAAGUUCGGGGUUUUUAACUACUCUCCCUUCAGGACGCCGUACACGCCCAACAGCCAGUACCAAAUGCUGCUCGAUCCCAGCAAUCCCAGCGCAGGUGCCGCCAAGAUAGACAAGCAGGAGAAGGUCAAGCUCAACUUCGACAUGACGGCGUCCCCCAAGAUCUUGAUGAGCAAGCCCAUGCUGAGCGGGGGCACGGGCCGUCGGAUCUCCUUGUCCGAUAUACCACGCUCCCCCAUGAGCACAAACUCUUCUGUGCACACGGGCUCCGACGUGGAGCAGGACGCCGAGAAGAAGGCCACGUCGAGCCACUUCAGCGCCAGUGAGGAGUCCAUGGACUUCCUGGACAAGAGCACAGCUUCACCAGCCUCUGCCAAGACGGGACAAGCAGGGAGUUUGUCCGGCAGCCCGAAAACCUUCUCUCCUCAAGCGUCCACGCCCAUCACGACGAAAACGGACAAAACGUCUACCACUGGAAGCAUCCUGAAUCUUAACUUGGAUCGGAGCAAGGCCGAGAUGGACCUAAAGGAGCUGAGCGAGUCGGUCCAGCAGCAGACCGCGCCCGUCCCCCUCCUCUCGCCCAAGCGGCAGAUCCGCAGCAGAUUCCAGCUAAAUCUCGACAAGACCAUAGAGAGCUGCAAAGCACAGUUAGGCAUAAAUGAAAUCUCAGAAGAUGUUUACACGGCUGUGGAGCACAGCGAUUCGGAAGAUUCAGAGAAGUCCGAUAGCAGUGAUAGUGAGUAUAUCAGUGAUGAUGAACAGAAGUCCAAGAAUGAGCCAGAAGGCGCAGAAGACAAAGAGGGUAGUCGGGUGGACAAAGAGCCAUCGGCUGUCAAAAAAAAACCCAAACUGGCAAACCCAGUGGAGACUAAGGAGGAGCUGAAAAGCACAUCACCGGCCAGCGAGAAAGCAGAUCCCGGCUCGGUCAAGGAAAAGGCCAGCCCCCAGCCUGAGAAGGACUUCUCCGAAAAAGCAAAAGCCUCCCCUCACCCUGCAAAGGAUAAACUGAAGGGGAAAGAUGAGACGGAUUCCCCAACAGUACAUUUGGGCCUGGACUCCGAUUCAGAAAGUGAACUUGUCAUAGAUUUAGGAGAAGACCAUACUGGGCGGGAGGGUCGAAAAAAUAAGAAGGAACCCAAAGAAACAUCUCCCAAGCAGGAUGUCGUAGGUAAAGCUCCACCAUCCACUACGGCGGGCGGCCAGUCCCCACCCGAAACUCCGCUCCUCACCCGCUCCUCCUCCCAAACUCCCACGGCUGGUGUCACGGCCACCACCAGCACCACGUCCACCGUCACGGCCCCGGCCGCCGCCGCCACGGGAAGCCCGGUGAAAAAGCAGAGGCCGCUUUUACCGAAGGAGACUGCCCCGGCCGUGCAGCGGGUCGUGUGGAACUCGUCAAGUAAGUUUCAAACGUCUUCCCAAAAGUGGCACAUGCAGAAGAUACAGCGCCAACAGGAGAGCCAACAGGAGAGCCAGCAGCAGCCACAGUGCUCCCAGGGGACGAGAUAUCAGACCAGACAGGCUGUGAAAGCUGUGCAGCAGAAGGAGAUCACGCAGAGCCCAUCCACCUCCACCAUCACCCUGGUGACCAGCACCCAGUCGUCGCCUCUGGUCACCAGCUCGGGGGCCACGAGCACCCUCGCGUCCUCAGUCAGCGCAGACCUGCCCAUCGCCACUGCCUCCGCUGAUGUUGCUGCGGACAUUGCCAAGUACACUAGCAAAAUGAUGGAUGCAAUAAAAGGAACGAUGACAGAAAUCUACAACGAUCUUUCUAAAAACACUACUGGGAGCACAAUAGCCGAGAUUCGCAGGCUGAGGAUCGAGAUCGAGAAGCUGCAGUGGCUGCACCAACAGGAGCUCUCGGAAAUGAAGCACAACUUGGAGCUGACCAUGGCGGAGAUGCGGCAGAGCCUGGAGCAGGAGCGGGACCGGCUCAUCGCCGAGGUGAAGAAGCAGCUGGAGCUGGAGAAGCAGCAGGCGGUGGACGAGACCAAGAAGAAGCAGUGGUGCGCCAACUGCAAGAAGGAGGCCAUCUUCUACUGCUGUUGGAACACCAGCUACUGCGACUACCCCUGCCAGCAGGCCCACUGGCCCGAGCACAUGAAGUCCUGUACGCAGUCAGCUACUGCUCCUCAGCAGGAAGCAGACGCCGAGGUAAACACAGAAACACUAAACAAGUCUUCUGGCACACAGGCGGCCCCUACGGAUGCCGCCAGCACCUCGAAAGACAAGGAGCCUUCCACGGAGAAAAGCAAGGACAGCGGCUCGACCAUUCCCGGGGCAGUAAGUCUAGUUGCUGGGGCAGCAGCGACGAGAAGCGAGGAUCCACACGCUCCGAGCACAACGCCAGUGCCAGUUCGAAGAGCCUCCUCCCGAAAGAGUCUCGGCUGGACACCUUCUGGGACUAGGGACAAGUCGCGACACAAGCCACCCACCCCGUGGAGGAAGAAGAAACCAGACACCAGGGCAACAGGAAGCGGCAAGGAAACCUGAGACAGGAGAGCCUCCUUCAGACUUGAGAAUUCCAGACACCCCGACUUGGCCUUGGCCCUCGACUCGGAGGGCAGCCCACACUACAGUGCGUCCGGCAUUAGCAUUGACUGAGGACUGUUUGACCCACACGAAAUCUAUGCUUUAGAUGUAAAUAAUGUACAAUUUGUGGAUGUCAUUGAACCUAGAGUACCUUCCCCUUUUUAUAUUUGUAUUGACUUUAACUUAUAAAAAAAAAAAAAAAAAGAAGAAAGAAAAAGAAAAACGAUUAAAAAAACAAGAAACACCCAACCACAAAAGGAAUGUUUUGACGUUGGAGGAGGAGGGAUGGUUGGUCAGCCCGGCUGUCCCUGUGGCAUGGUGACUAGGCCCCAGGACCGCCGUGGCACACAGGCCCUCGUCCUUGGACGCCCCGGGGGAAAGUGAGCCGUUUUCAUUCAUACGUCUGUAUGCAGCACAUUGGAAUCAGGAGUUUUCGGCACAGGAUCUGUGCCGUCGUGGGCACAUCACGUCAAGCCAUUGGCCCCUUUCCAAUACUACGUUACUGUGUUAUAAAAUGCAAGCUCUCUGGCCCCGAAGGACAGGGAGAAGCUAGUUUAUUUUGUGUGAUUUCAGCAAUGACUACUCGAAAAGGGAAGAAAUCAGGUCCUUGUUUACAGAAGAUACACAGAAGAAGCAAGCCCCGCUCAGCUCAGCCGAAGAGAGCAGAGAAAGUGUUAGGCGUCCUAAGCUCUGGAACAAAGAGAAGUCUUUGCUUUGCUUUGUGGUUCCUUUUACACACACUCACACAUACUUGGUAAGAGAUGCUGUGCCUCUUGGAAGUGAGAAACUCAAAGGCAGGAUGCACGCAGAGGACAUGGGAGUCCGGGAUGAAGCAUGUAUGUAUUAUUUAUACGAUGGGAUUUUACGUUUUUAUGUAAGCAUGAAACAAAGGCAGUGGGAGAGAAUGCCAGACGCCGGCCACACUCCCUGUCACAUGUCACACUACGUAUACGGUAGUACCAUUUUGUAUGUUGUGUCGAACAAAACGCAUUGAACAAAGCAAAAAGGUGAUGUAUGUAUAUGAGAAAAUUAACUGUACGGUAUCAUUCCAGUACAUUCUGUUGUAUAUUUUAGUCCUGUUUACUUUCUCUUCAUUGUUGAUAAGAGGAUGUGAAUUGUACAGUUUCCAGCUAGUUCCCCAUACAUAUUAGAGAAGAACUAAAAAGAGAGUAUAGAAGAAAAAGAGAGAAAGAACAUUUGUGAAUUGCAGGUGUCAAAAAAAAAAAAAAAAUAGCCUAGCUGGCCUUAUUUGCGAAGCCUAAUUGCUUUUAGCAUAUGGAAGUAUUUUUUCACAUUUUCUUUGUAUAAAAUUUGUAUUAAACUUAAAUAUCUUUUUUGAUGACGGCGUUUCUUUGUGACUGAGCCAGUGCACUCCCACGGUGUGCUUUUUUGGGUUCCACCCCUCCCCCCGGUUUUUUCAGAUUCUUCACCUUUUUUUAAUUAAACUGUUUUGGAAAAAUG